UGUGUGUGUGUUUGGGCGAAGAAGAGGGAUGACAGAUACGGUGGAUAGAAUAGAUAGAUAGACAGGAUGGAUGGAUGGGUGGGUUCCCAGGGAUGCGGGAUAAGGGGCGGGCCGGCCCAAGUCUUGGCUUCUCUCUUGUGAAGGAUGGGAAGUAGUACGGGUCGUAGUGCGCGGGAUGGGAUGGGAGGACCUGAGCUGAGAUGGGCUGAGAUGAGCUAAGAUGAGAUGAAUGAGAUGGAUGAGGAGCUGAGGUGGGAUGGUGGUGGGAUGGAUGACACGGAGGAGACGGAUGAGGCUACGACGAUGGGUGGCGACGAACGACAUGGGGAAAUUUGCGGCAUUGAACAUGGCAAUCUGAGUUUUUCGCCUGCGCGCCUCCCUCCAUCCCUCGACGUCUAUCCGUCCAUUCAUCCAUCAUCCAUCCACCCGUCUCCUUUCCCGAUGUGGCGAUACUACACAAGGUUACCAUCUACUCUAGCCUGCCUAUUUCCUUUCUUUUUUCUUUAUCCUUCUUCGAAUGGUCUACUACCUACCUAGCGUCCCCGAACUGUCCCUAUUAACCCCUUGUACUCACUUCCCCAGAUUUUUUUCUUCUCCAAUUCAACUACUAGUGAUGGGACAGGUCACAGGAGGCAUAUCACUAUAGGGGUGUUUUACUGUACCAACAAACUAGUUACUUCAUAGUACUAACCCAAC
Molecule: messenger RNA, 696 nt
Organism: Purpureocillium takamizusanense
Lineage: Eukaryota; Fungi; Ascomycota; Sordariomycetes; Hypocreales; Ophiocordycipitaceae
Exons: 1
Coding region: 226-537 (103 amino acids)
Source: RefSeq, a predicted model, not a curated record